Molecule: messenger RNA, 994 nt
Organism: Episyrphus balteatus (marmalade hoverfly)
Lineage: Eukaryota; Metazoa; Arthropoda; Insecta; Diptera; Syrphidae
Product: transcription termination factor 4, mitochondrial
Exons: 2
Coding region: 72-935 (287 amino acids)
Biological process (GO): regulation of DNA-templated transcription
Molecular function (GO): double-stranded DNA binding
Source: RefSeq, a predicted model, not a curated record
GCUGACGGCAAAAUUGUUUUUUUUUAAAUUUAUUCCUAAAAUAAUUAAAAGAUCAUUGCCAAAAAUUUAAAAUGUUUACAAAAAUAUUAAAAUUUCGAACAUUUAGCACUAUAAAUAUCUUACCAAAACCAUUUGCGACAAAACCAAUUGAAUAUUCUGCCGAUACUUCUUUAGAACAAGUCCAUAUCGAUGAAGCUGUAAAAUUAGCACCAAUUCUUCAAGCGGCUUCAUUUGAUUUAUGGAAACAAUCACAUGAAAUUUUUAUUAAUCAUGGUUUAAAGACAACAAAUUUCCUUCGAAUUGUCACCGGCAAUCCAUCAAUUCUCUCAAGACAACCAAAAAAAGUUAUCGAUAGUUUAGAAAAUUGGCGCAGUUGUCAAUUUGGAGAAACACUUUCUUAUUUACUUUUAACAAAAUAUCCAGAACUUUUAGAUAUUACCGAUGGAAGGAAAUUAGUCAAACAUGUAACAUAUUUAAAAGGUUAUCUGGGAACCAAUAAAAACGUAUGGAAACUUUUAAUGAAUUCUCCAGAUUUAAUUAAACAAUCUGAAGGAAACAUUAAAAAGAAAAUUGAUUACAUAAAUCAAACAAUGAGAAUUGAAAUCCCAGAAAUUGUAAAAUCUGAAGCUUUAUCUAGAUCGCUCUUUGAUAUUCAAUGUAGACAUGUAUUCCUUGAUAGAUUGGGUUUAUUUAAGCCACGAAAUCCUAAAGCAGAUCCAGAUGAGCCAACAAAGAAUCCGCGAUUGUAUAAAAUCACUGACACAUCGGAUAAAACAUUUGCUACGAAAAUUGCUCAUGUAACAUUGGCAGAGUUUGAGGCAUUUGAAGAUUUGUAUAAAAGAGAAUUGAGGAGAAAGGAUCGGGAGCAGGAUGAAGAUGAUCUUGAAGAAGAUGAUGAUGAUGAGGAUGACUAUGAUGAUGAUCAUAAAAUUUAAAUAAAUUAUAAUUAGAAUAAGAAUUUGUUAAAAAAAAAUGCAAUUAUUUUCCAACUGUU